ACUGUUAAAAAAGCACAGCCAAAAUACUAUUUCGAUCACAUAGACCAUCCAAUCAACUGUUUGCUUCAAACUCUAAAUUACCGAGAGACAAAAUUGAAAUAAUUUCAAAAUCUUUCACUUUUCAAACUAUCAUUCUGCCUCACUCUGACCAGAAGGUCCUUGCAGAAGUGGUGUGACGUAUUUGUGUUCUUAUCAGAUUGAUGGGCGAGUUUGACUGAAGCAUUUGUCAUGUAAAUGUGAGACGUUUGAUGGACGAUCCUGACCUGACAAACUGCUAUAGGUCCCAAUUGCCAUUGGCGUAAAGUGAGUCACAUGAUCUGUCACUAAGGUGAUAUGAGCGUGGUAGGCAGUUUUACAGAUUUGACAUACUACCUAGAGGUUGUAGGGCACAGGGAAGAGCAAUUAAGGUGGACUGACCCGUCUUCAUUAAUUUUGCCAUAACAAUACAGGAUGAACUCUUACUUAGAUUAUACCAUUUGUAACAGGGGGACUAACAUAUUCAAUGCCAAUGCCGGAUACCACCAUUUAAACCAUGGAUACAUGUCCUCCUUAUCUUCCAAUUCAUGCGCAACAAGUGAUAGUUUGGUGUCCGAUGGGCGGUUAGUUGGUGGUUCUUCGGUGCACCAGACUUCGAGCCACCCUCUCCACCAGCCUCAGCUUCAUCAUAUAGAUCUCCAGUUUGGCUCAACGGGAAACUCGGUGUAUGGCUCGCCAACAGGGCCAAAUUUGGAUUAUGGACCUCAUCAAUACGCUCUAAUUCAUGAACAAGAACGAGGUUUCAUUCAGUCGCCUGGGAUUCCUGUGUCAGCCAUUGGAACGAACAUGCCCCCCCUGGCCGAAGGGAACAGUGAGCCAGGGUCUGCACCAAGCAGCCAGUAUCUGCACUUUUGCAGUGGAGAACAGGGGCAACAAGAAUACUUGGAGAGUAUUUACUCGAGAUUAGUUCCUUCCCAAUAUAGUGAUAAGGAUUCGGAUGAUUUCAAUGCAGAUUUAACUUCAAAAACUUUCGACUGGAUGAAAGUUAAGAGGAAUCCCCCUAAAACAGUUUCAGAAUAUGGAGUCCCUGGUCAACAGAAUGUAAUCCGUACCAACUUCAACACAAAGCAGCUGACAGAGCUCGAGAAGGAGUUCCAUUUCAACAGGUACCUGACCAGGGCCCGGCGAGUGGAAGUUGCCGCUAUUCUCGAGCUCAACGAAACUCAAGUGAAAAUUUGGUUCCAAAACCGCAGGAUGAAGCAGAAAAAGCGUGAGAAAGCAGGCACGGUCUUUCUAAACACAGCAGUACCGGCAAAUGAUUUGGGAGAGAUCACCUCAUCUCCUGAUGUGUCACCAAGCUCGAAGACCGCGUAAAUCAAUCUUUUUACAAAUAACAUUUGAAUCACCGCACUCAUGGUGCCGCACUUUACUUGUCACAUUUUCAAGGAUACUGCAGGUUUACAGGGUUUAGGUGCACAAAUUUCUGCAAACAAUUUAGUUUCAUGUUUGCACUAUUUACGGGUAUUUUCUACAAAUACAUUUAGAUACUUAUGUGAGAAGUUAGAAAUAAAAUGUUUGUUUUGAAAAGUCUGUAUUUGUGCUGAUUUGUACAUUUGUGAGUGAAUGAAAUGUUCCCAUACAGUAGGCUAUAAAGUAUUUAUUGAAUGUGACAAUAAGGAUAUGUUGUAAGAAAAUCUAAAUCUAUGGAACUAAUUGAAUUCUUCUUCGAUGUUCUUUCUACUCAAAUAGUAUUUUGGAAGUCAACAUUGUUUAACUGUUGUUGAAACUGUUUUAAAUCUGCCUACUCAUGAAAUUAGGAAUCAGAUGGAAAAAUAUGUCAUUUUCAUUGAAAUGCAAUUCAUAUUGAGAAUCACAUAAUACUGAUUUCUAUAUAAUAGUUUUUACAAAAUUAAACUUUAACAAAUA
Salmo salar (Atlantic salmon) is the source of this 1902-nucleotide messenger RNA. RefSeq names its product homeobox B1b (gene hoxb1b). The record is from RefSeq and is a predicted model, not a curated record. NCBI's taxonomy places the organism in Eukaryota, Metazoa, Chordata, Actinopteri, Salmoniformes, Salmonidae. Gene Ontology annotation, molecular function: RNA polymerase II cis-regulatory region sequence-specific DNA binding; DNA-binding transcription factor activity, RNA polymerase II-specific. Gene Ontology annotation, cellular component: nucleus. Gene Ontology annotation, biological process: regulation of transcription by RNA polymerase II.